This is a messenger RNA of Pseudocercospora fijiensis CIRAD86, 1674 nucleotides long. RefSeq lists its product as uncharacterized. Gene Ontology annotation, cellular component: membrane. NCBI's taxonomy places the organism in Eukaryota, Fungi, Ascomycota, Dothideomycetes, Mycosphaerellales, Mycosphaerellaceae. Bases 1 to 1674 code for a protein of 557 amino acids. Gene Ontology annotation, molecular function: transmembrane transporter activity. The record is from RefSeq and is a predicted model, not a curated record. The transcript has 2 exons. Gene Ontology annotation, biological process: transmembrane transport.
AUGGCAUCGUCUCCAAAGGAUGACACUGCACCUCCUAGCGUGCCGAAUGACAACAAAGCGUUCGAGACUGUGCAAGAGCAGAGCUCACAAGGCUCACUGAACACUUCCGAGCUUGUCGAAGGAGACUACGGAUCUGAUCGAAACCAUGUCUUUGCCGAUGAAAAGGUCGCGGACUACUGGCGAGACGUUUACGAAAAAGCAAAAUACGAAGGCCGACACCGAUUCGAUCCCGACAUCACUUGGUCUGCAGAUGAAGAGAAGAGGCUGAAGAGAAAGAUUGACUUCCGGAUCAUGACUUGGUGCUGGCUCAUGUUCCUCGCUUUGGAUUUGAAUCGAAGAAACAUCAAUCGGGCCAUCUCCGACAACAUGCUCACAGACCUCCACAUGAACACCAACGACUUCAACUCCGGCCAAACAAUCUUCCUCGUCUCCUUCCUCGCCGCCGAACUCCCCUCAGGCCUAAUCUCCAAAAAACUCGGCCCGGACAUCUGGAUCCCCUUCAUAAUCACAAGCUGGUCAAUCAUCUCCGCCGCCCAAGCCGGUCUCCAAACCAAAAAAGGCUACUACGCCUGCCGCUGUCUCAUAGGCCUCUUAAUGGGGGGGUUCAUCCCCGACACGGUCCUCUACAUCACCUACUGGUACAAAGCCAAAGAACUCCCCAUCCGCCUCUCCUGGUUCUGGACCGUGCUUUCCACCUGCAAUAUCCUGGGCUCCCUCCUCGCAGCCGGGAUCCUCCAAAUGCGCGGCCUUCAGGGCUGGGCGGGCUGGCAAUGGCUCUUCCUCAUCGAAGGCAGUAUAACAGCCUGCAUCGGUCUCGCGUCCUGGGGUCUAAUGCCCGCCUCCAUCACCCAAACCCGCGGCUGGAUCCGAGGCAAAAAAGGCUGGUUCACCGAACGCGAAGAGAAAAUUUUGGUCAACAGACUCCUGCGCGACGAUCCCAGUAAAGGAGAUAUGAACAACCGCCAAGCCGUCACCCUGCAACGUUUGUGGAAAUGUCUGAAAGAUUACGAUCUGUGGCCUUUAUACCUCGUCGGACUGACGACUUACGUGCCGCCUCAACCCGCGAAUACUUAUAUCUCGUACAUUCUCCGACAAAUGGGUUGGAGCACGUUUAACGCGAAUCUUCUUACGAUUCCUUCGCAGUUCAUGUUCGGGGUGAAUUUGUUGAUUAUCAGUAAAGUUUCCGAAUACUUCAACGAACGAGCGCUGGUGUCUUUGACGUCGAAUCUUUGGAUCUUGCCCUUCUUGGCGGCGCUUGUGGCUUUGGGGUCUGGAGUUUCGGACUGGGUUCGAUAUGGACUGUUGACGGGUCUGUUGUCGUAUCCGUAUUGCCAUGCGAUUCUGGUGGCGUGGAAUUCCAGGAAUUCGAAUAGUGUCCGGACGCGGGCGGUUUCUGCUGCGCUUUAUAAUAUGAUGGUUCAGGCGGGGAAUAUCAUUGGGACGAAUAUCUAUCGGGAUGAUGAUCGGCCGUAUUAUAUUCGAGGGAAUAGGAUUUUGUUGGGGUUUUGUUGUUUCAAUGUUGUUUUGUUUGUUGCGGUGAAGUACUAUUAUGUUAGGAGGAAUAAGAGGAGGGAAGAGGCUUGGGCGAAACUCACGGGUGAGGAGAAGGUGGAUUAUGUGAGGAAUACGGAGGAUGAGGGUGCGAAGAGAUUGGAUUUUAGAUUUGCGCAUUAG